AUGUCCCAUUCGCUUCAGGUCUAUGGUCUAUGGUCUCUGGUUGUCGAGGCUUUCGAGCGGGGCAUAAGUCUUGGAGUCAAGAAACAUGAGUUCAGGCGACCCUCUCAAUCCAGACUCUUAUCACCUUUGCGUGAGGGCAGUGACGGCGAGGCUCGGCCCAUUGACCUCUUGGCACGCAUUGGUCAUCCCGAAUUUCCCCAAGUUCUGGGUGACACUACUGUCCUCAGUGUCAGUGUAUACGGUGGUGCAGGUAAUUCACGUGCAGACCCUGCCAUGUUGACUAGUGUCGAUGGCGAACUUUCCAUCUCCGCUCCUCUCCAAGUUGCCCUAUCCUACUCUCUGAGUGCCUAG
Messenger RNA from Fusarium fujikuroi IMI 58289, 351 nucleotides. RefSeq lists its product as uncharacterized. The record is from RefSeq and is a predicted model, not a curated record. Bases 1 to 351 code for a protein of 116 amino acids. Lineage: Eukaryota; Fungi; Ascomycota; Sordariomycetes; Hypocreales; Nectriaceae. The transcript has a single exon.